AUGUCAUAUGAAAGAGUACUGAAUAUAGAGAAUCCCUUUAAAGAUGACGAUUCUGCUACACUUUAUGAGAAUAAUCACGACGACAACAUAAUCACGGGUGGUUCACAAACUAGUAGUACGCAUGAAGAUGAUAAUAUCUUUGGUGAUAACAAAUCUGAAGUUACUCAUUACACUCCCGAUAUCAACACCAAGAAUGAGAAACACAAAAGGGGAGUUGAGGAUCAAGAGGACGGGGAAGACAUCGUGUUGACUGAUAUUCAUGGGAAUUUCAUCCCAGUAUCGAAUUCCAGCUCAGAAGAGGAAGAUCCGUUUUCAGAUGAUUUUGGCAAUAAUUACCUGCAUUUAGAUUUCGACAACAAACGAUACACGUCCAAGUUAACAUUCAAAGGGUCGAGACUAGUGUACUUCACAUCGGCAUUUGUCAGUUUGUUUCUUGCCUUGUUUGGUGCCGAACAAGCCUCGUGUUCCGGGUUGAUUGUAUUUGAUACGUUUAAUAAAUAUUUCAAUCACCCGAGUCCUGCCACCAUCGGUGUGGUGGUGUCGAUCUUAGAAAUUGGUGCCAUGUUGAGUUCGUUGUCGGUGGCCAAGAUCUCGGAUUUGUUUGGCAGGAAAAGAACCAUUCUUCUUGGGACAUUCUUGUUUAUGGUUGGUGGGAGUUUACAGACAUUUUGUCCCAACAUGUUUGUGUUUGGUGUUGGAAGAGUGUUUUCUGGGUUUGGUGUGGGGAUUCUAUCAACGGUGGUUCCGUCGUAUCAGUGUGAAAUCAGUCCAAGUGAAGAUCGUGGCAAGUUGGUGUGUGCUGAGUUCACCGGGAAUAUCACUGGGUAUGCCAUGAGUGUGUGGAUUAACUAUUUCUGUUAUUUCAUCCAGGACAUUGGUGAUACUAGAGACAAGCCCCAUUCGUUUUUGGCCAACUUAAGCUGGAGGUUGCCGUUGUUUAUCCAGGUGGUCAUCGCGUUUGUGUUGUUUCUUGGUGGGUUUUUCAUUGUGGAAUCGCCAAGAUGGUUGCUUGACAACGACAUGGACCAACAGGGGUUCCAUGUGUUGGCAUUGUUGUAUGAUUCCCACAGUGACGACAGCAAACCAAGGAAUGAGUUCUUCAUGAUCAAGAAUAAUAUCCUCCAGGAAAGAGAAACCACCCCGAAGCUGCAACGUACAUGGAGACACUUGUUGAGUCAUUUCAAGAUCCGAGUCUUUGUUGCUUGCUCGUCGUUGAUCUUUGCCCAGUUCAAUGGUAUCAAUAUCAUCUCGUACUAUGCACCAUUGGUUUUUGAGCAAGCGGGGUUCAACAACUCCAGUGCGUUGCUCAUGACGGGGAUCAAUGGGAUUAUUUACUUGUUGUCCACGAUUCCAACAUGGUUCUUGGUUGACCGAUGGGGAAGAAGACCCAUUCUUAUCACGAGUGGUAUUGCCAUGGGUAUAUGUCUAUUCCUCGUGGCGGUGUUCAUGCUCUUGGACAAGGGUUAUACACCUACAUUGGUGGCUAUUUUAGUUAUCAUCUACAAUGCAUCGUUUGGAUUUGGGUUUGGCCCGAUCCCGUUCUUGUUGCUGAGUGAAUCGUAUCCGUUGUCAGUGCGUUCGAAAGGAGCUUCAUUAGCCGUGGCGUGUAAUUGGUUUAGUAAUUUUGUUGUUGGGUUGAUGACACCGAUCUUGAAGGAACUGAUCAAAUGGGCGAUGUACUUAUUCCCAGCAAGUUCAUGUGUGAUGAGUGUUAUUGUUGUGAUGUUGUUCUAUCCAGAAACGAAAGGAGUUGAAUUGGAAGAGAUUGAUCGAGUAUUUGAGGAGUUCUAUGCUACGAGUACGAUGAAGAGAGUGAAACUAAAAGGCUUACGUAGACGCAAGAGUAGAAAGAACAAGCAUCAAGGGAAGUAUAGUAGAUUGAAUGAUGAUGCCUUUGAGAUGGUGGGAUUAGAUGAGAUGGAUUAUGAAGAUAACUAUAGAGAUGUUUAA
Candida tropicalis MYA-3404 is the source of this 1950-nucleotide messenger RNA. Its product is annotated as sugar porter family MFS transporter. The record is from RefSeq and is a predicted model, not a curated record. Gene Ontology annotation, molecular function: carbohydrate:proton symporter activity. Gene Ontology annotation, cellular component: membrane. The transcript has a single exon. The coding region runs from base 1 to 1950 and encodes 649 amino acids. NCBI's taxonomy places the organism in Eukaryota, Fungi, Ascomycota, Pichiomycetes, Serinales, Debaryomycetaceae. Gene Ontology annotation, biological process: transmembrane transport; carbohydrate transport.